AUGAAGUACCAAAGAGAUCCUGACGUGAAUCCUGAUGUGAAGAACAGCCAGGCAGUCAAUGAAGACUAUAGAAACUCUGGUUAUAGCAGAGGCCACCUCGCCCCCAGUGGUCACCAACAGACAGAAGAAGACAAAAAGGCUACCUUCACCCUGACAAAUAUUGUUCCUCAAAUGGAAAAGUUCAAUAACGGCCCCUGGAAAAUUCUGGAAGAAAGCAUGGCAAAAAGACUUGAAGUCUGCACAUCAAAAAUGUAUGUUAUCACUGGAGUCAUGCCUUAUGUGAAUGAUGAACCCACGAUCAAUAACAGGGUGACUGUUCCUGAGUACUUUUGGACUGCUUACUGCUGCCCAACGUUCACAGCUGGACUGCAGAAUUACUUUCCUACUUUUGCUGCAGUGGGAAGAAAUGAUCCCAACAGUAAAGAUGACAUUGUGAAAAAAAACACAGAAGAUGGCCAUGAUGUGAUGGAGAUGUCCUUGGAGGACCUGGAGAAGAUCCUGCAAAAAAGGCUAAAGAUGCCUAAAAUGAGUCUCUUUAAAAAUGAAUCUCUUCCCUACUCCGGCUCUGGUGCCCAAGAUGCAGCGGAGCGGAGGUGGAAGCUCCUGCCUUAA
Maylandia zebra (zebra mbuna) is the source of this 612-nucleotide messenger RNA. RefSeq names its product endonuclease domain-containing 1 protein-like. Lineage: Eukaryota; Metazoa; Chordata; Actinopteri; Cichliformes; Cichlidae. The record is from RefSeq and is a predicted model, not a curated record. Gene Ontology annotation, molecular function: metal ion binding; hydrolase activity; nucleic acid binding.